Neohortaea acidophila is the source of this 1260-nucleotide messenger RNA. RefSeq lists its product as uncharacterized. The record is from RefSeq and is a predicted model, not a curated record. Bases 383 to 1198 code for a protein of 271 amino acids. Gene Ontology annotation, biological process: reciprocal meiotic recombination; meiotic DNA recombinase assembly. Gene Ontology annotation, molecular function: crossover junction DNA endonuclease activity; four-way junction DNA binding. NCBI's taxonomy places the organism in Eukaryota, Fungi, Ascomycota, Dothideomycetes, Mycosphaerellales, Teratosphaeriaceae. Gene Ontology annotation, cellular component: replication fork; Rad51C-XRCC3 complex; Rad51B-Rad51C-Rad51D-XRCC2 complex. The transcript has 3 exons.
CGCAAUCUUCCUCGUGAUGAGCGCGUAAAUCGACGCGUUGCGGCCCCGUGAUGGCAGAAGCAUCUGUGAUUGACCUCACUUCUUCACCUCCCGCCGCCACACCUCCAUCAUCUUCGCACCGGCUGCCCACCGUAUCUGCAGCACAAGCGCUGCAAGAAUUGCACAACUCACGCUCAAAGUGUGUGUCGACCGGUCUGCCUAGUCUUGAUGCCAUUCUUGGCGGCGGGUUGGAGCGAGGGAGAGUCACGGAGAUUUGGGGCCCGAGUGGUGCAGGCAAGACUACGCUCAUGUAUGCGCCUACAUUGCGAGUGCUGAAUCCUACUGAUCUCCGUCUCUCAGACUCAAUGCAGCUGCUAGUGCUCUCGAUGGAGACGGUUCGGUCAUGUGGAUGAACACGAACAAGGCAUUGCAUCCCUCACGAACAAAGUCCCUGAUUCCGGAGUCAAGUUCAAACGGACUGCGUUCCAAACAGUUCCGCUCUCUCGACAUCCCGAGUCUCUCUCACCUCCUGGCAUUCAUCCUCCAUCCACUCCCGGACGCCCUCCCACCAUCCUGCGCCCUCCUCGUCAUCGACGGCCUAGACGGCCUCCUGGAACUGGACUACCCGCGCUACCAAUCAAUGACACCCAACCAAACCGAGCAAAAGAAGUGGCAAGCCGGCCGACGCUACGCCACGCUGGCAGCCCUCAUCACAGCUCUAAACAAACUUGCCGUCCUCAACAACCUCGCCGUCGCAGUCACCACCGGCUGCGCCACGAGAUCCCGCUACGAUAACGGCCUCGGCGCGGCUCUUGUUCCCGGCGUCGGGGCCUCGGAAUGGGAUGCGGGCGUCUGGAAUCGGCUGGCCGUCUUUCGCGAUCACCAGAGUAGGUUUGUGGGGGUGCAGAAAUGUCAAGGCAAACAUCUCGUCCCGCGAGACGAGGCGGGCGGGGUGGGACGUGUCGUCAGCCUCUGGAUCACUGGAGAGGGUGCAGUCCGCAAGCACGAUGGCAAUGCAGGACUAGGGAGGGAGAUUAUACUUUCGCCGCAGAAGCAACCGGCCAAGCCUUCUCUCAAACGCUCAUUCGAUGAGGUCGCAGAUUCGGAAGAUGAGGAUGUGGACGAAUACGGAUGGGUGGACUCUGACGAACAUGCUCUCAAUCUCGACACCCUCGUGGAGCCUACACAACCCGUGGAGAAUGACACGGUACCAGAUUGAGCUGCUCGACUAUGCAUAACACAUACAAACCGGUCCGACAUAUCCAGCGGCCAGACCCAUGG